AAAUUAAGUCGUUAAUCUUCAAGUGAUUAGAAAAAAAGAAGAGACAGGGAGUGCCCUAACUGCAGCGCAGGCCGUCGUUUUGGUUGCCGCUGGAAAAGUAGAAACCAGCAGAAGCAGAGGAUAUCUAUCGACCAUGGACGUAACCACUGUAGUCGACUCCCUCCGGCAUAGAGUUCAGGAAUUAGAGGCAUUAAAUGCCAAGUUGUCAUCUCAACUCGCAGUUUGUCGCUGCCAUCAGCAACAGGACAAGACUGAAGACUCUUCUGUAAGUUCUGAUAAUUUAGUUGAGAAAAGCGGGAAAUCGAGCUUUCAAAGUAAGAACACCACCAAGGAGAAAGUUAAAGGGAAAUUGCCAGGUUACGACACAAGGAUCAUGAAUCACCACAGCAAGAGAUAUGUUGCUUUGAAAGUCAUGUAUUUUGGCCAAAGGUUCUAUGGUUUUGCUGCUGAGGCACAGAUGGAUCCAACUAUUGAGUCUGAAAUUUUCAAAGCUCUUGAGAAGACAAGACUUUUGAUCGGUGAUAAGAAGGAAUCACAUUACUCAAGAUGUGGUAGGACAGACAAGGGAGUUUCUGCUGUUGGGCAAGUGAUUGCUCUCUAUUUAAGAUCAAACCUCAAGGAAGCAUGUGAAAUCAGUGAAGAUCCUAGCAACCAAGAACAAUAUGAUGCUUGUUUGUUUCCCUCAGAAGGUGAAAUCGAUUAUGUGAGGGUGCUGAAUCGAGUCCUUCCGGAUGAUAUUCGAGUUUUUGGUUGGUGUCCUGUACCAUUGGGUUUCAGUGCGAGGUUUAGCUGUCUAAGCAGGGAGUAUUAUUAUUUAUUUUGGGGAGAAAAUCUGAAUUUCUUGGCUAUGGAGACUGCUGGUAGGAAAUUUGUUGGUGAACAUGACUUCAGAAACUUCUGUAAGAUGGAUGCUCUUAAUGUGCACAACUACAGGCGGAAAAUCACUUCAUUUGCAAUAUCGCCUUGUGAUGUGAGGUUUGAGGGGAACCAGCUUUGGGCAUUUAAAAUCAAAGGUAGUGCUUUCCUUUGGCAUCAGGUCCGAUGCAUGGUUGCUGUACUACUCUUGAUUGGCCAAGGUCAUGAAUCUCCUGAUGUGAUAGAUGCAUUACUGGAUACUGACAGAAUUCCGAGAAAACCUCAAUAUGGCAUGGCACCAGAGAUUCCGUUGGUUCUUCAAUCCUGUGAAUUUGAGGGUCUCAAGUUCGCUUGCUCUUCAGAUGCCAGACAAGCUUUGCGCAUACACUUGGGUCAUGAAUGUCGAAACUAUCAUCUCCAAGCUGCAAUUUUUAAUGAGGCUCUAAGAUGCUGUUUUCCAGUAGAAAAAGGUGCUGAAGAUCAGCGCUCCUUGGAUAAUGGAACAAUGAAGAAGAAAUCUUCCCAUGUUCCACUCAUGUCGCGCCCAACUGAGCCAUCGUAUGAAGAGAGACGUGCAAAAUUAAACACAAGAGCUUGCAGACUGAAGAGUUUAUGACAUUAUCAUGGUGAUUAAGAGAAAAGGUGGGAGGUCUGAAUGAGCACUGAGUGGAUCUGCUAGAAGUCUAGAACUUAUAAUUAUAAGUAGCUCACAGCUGGAAGUUUGUGGAAUUAUUCUCUCGUCCAAACAGCUGCCAACAGACAAAGGUUGGAAUAGCAUGGUGUAGUCGUAGGACUCACAAAGCUCAAUCAUUUUACCAACUUGUUGGGAAUGCUUUUGGGGGGUCAUUCAAAAAGCAGUGCCCCUUUUGUUGAGCCUGGGUGACUUGAUGCUGAUGCUUGUCUAUUAGUCUAACAACGCCAGUUUUUU
Rosa rugosa (rugosa rose) is the source of this 1783-nucleotide messenger RNA. RefSeq lists its product as uncharacterized. The transcript is spliced from 16 exons. Gene Ontology annotation, cellular component: nucleus; cytoplasm. The record is from RefSeq and is a predicted model, not a curated record. Gene Ontology annotation, biological process: mRNA pseudouridine synthesis; tRNA pseudouridine synthesis. Gene Ontology annotation, molecular function: pseudouridine synthase activity; RNA binding. NCBI's taxonomy places the organism in Eukaryota, Viridiplantae, Streptophyta, Magnoliopsida, Rosales, Rosaceae. The coding region runs from base 134 to 1471 and encodes 445 amino acids.